Molecule: messenger RNA, 162 nt
Organism: Eurypyga helias (sunbittern)
Lineage: Eukaryota; Metazoa; Chordata; Aves; Eurypygiformes; Eurypygidae
Product: somatotropin
Exons: 1
Biological process (GO): growth hormone receptor signaling pathway; animal organ development; positive regulation of tyrosine phosphorylation of STAT protein
Cellular component (GO): extracellular region
Molecular function (GO): hormone activity
Source: RefSeq, a predicted model, not a curated record
GACAUGGAGCUGCUUCGGUUUUCCCUGGUUCUCAUCCAGUCCUGGCUGACCCCAGUGCAAUACCUAAGCAAAGUGUUCACAAACAAUCUGGUUUUCGGCACCUCAGACAGAGUGUAUGAAAAACUAAAGGACCUGGAAGAAGGGAUCCAAGCUCUGAUGAGG